ACCCUUCGGGGAAAACCAAAACAAAAAAAAAAAAAAAAGUCUCUGGUUAUGUGUGAGUGAAUUCCACAUUUAUGAAUAUUCUUUAGUAAUAUAGCCUGUGAAUUUGUUUAAAUUGGAUAAAAAUGGCAUUAUAUUGUGCAAUAUCUAAUGAGGUACCAGAGGUGCCUGUGGUCUCCCCGUCAUCAGGGGCCGUCUUCGAAAAGCGUAUUAUUGAGAAAUACAUUAUCGAAAAUGGGGUGGACCCGCUAAGUGGAAAGGAAUUGCGAGUCGAAGACCUCAUUGAAAUCAAGACCCCACCAAUAGUGAAGCCGAAGCCGCCUAGUGCAACAUCCAUUCCGGCCACACUGAAGAGUAUGCAAGAUGAGUGGGACGCGCUCAUGCUGCACACUUUUACACAGCGCCAGCAGCUGCAGACUGCUAGACAGGAGUUGAGCCACGCGCUGUACCAGCAUGACGCGGCAUGUCGCGUGAUCGCGCGUCUCACGAAGGAGGUGACGGCCGCCAGAGAGGCGCUCGCCACACUCAAGCCGCAAGUGGGCAUCGCCGCGCCGCAGCCCGCGCACCCGGCGGAGGCAGCGCCGAUGGGCGGCGGCGCCGCGCCUGUGGGCAUGUCCGCGGAGGUGGUGUCGCGGCUGCAGGAACGCGCCACGGCGCUCACGCAGGAACGCAAGCGCCGCGGACGCACCGUGCCCGAGGGGCUCGUGUCGCCCGACCAGAUCCGAGCCUUCCUUACUCUUGCUUCGCAUCCGGGUCUCCACUCAGCCAGUGUGCCGGGCAUUUUGUCCCUGGACAUCAACCCAUCGGACCACAGCAAGCUGCUGACCGGCGGCAACGACCGCAACGCGACCGUCUUCAACAAGGACACGGAGCAGGUGGUGGCUAUCCUCAAGGGUCACACCAAGAAGGUCACGCGCGUCAUCUACCACCCCGACGAGGAUACCGUCAUCACUGCUUCCCCCGAUCAUACUAUCAGAGUGUGGAAUGUACCUACAUCUCAAACAACAGUGAUCCUCCGGUCGCACGACGGUCCCGUGACGGGGCUGUCCCUGCACCCCACCGGCGACUACGUGCUGUCCACGUCCACGGACCAGCACUGGGCGUUCUCGGACAUCCGUACGGGUGCGCUGCUCAGCAAGGUGAGCGACUCCACCGGCGUCAGCCUCACCACCGCGCAGUUCCACCCCGACGGACUCAUCUUCGGCACCGGUACAGAGAACUCGCAGGUCAAGAUCUGGGACUUGAAGGAGCAGAGCAACGUCGCCAACUUCCCAGGACACGUCGGACCCGUCACCUCCAUAUCCUUCUCCGAGAACGGUUACUACCUAGCGACGGCUGCGGAAGAUGCUUGUGUCAAGCUGUGGGAUUUGAGGAAGCUGAAGAACUUCAAGACUAUCCAGCUGGAAGAGGGUUACGCCAUCAAGGAGCUGUGCUUCGACCAGAGCGGCACGUACCUGGCGAUCGCGGGCACGGACGUGCGCGUGUACCUGUGCCGGCAGUGGCAGGAGCUCAAGGUGUUCAACGACCACACGGCGUCCGCCACCGGCGUGCGCUUCGGCAAGAACGCGCAGUACCUCGCCUCCACCAGCAUGGACCGCACGCUCAAGCUCUACGGCUUGGAGUAGUAUAUGUAUUUUUUUCUAUUUAUAUCUAUAUGAAGAGUAUCCAGAAUCCUGUGUUGGUUCAUUACAAAUUGUGUUUUAAUGUCACGGUUAUUGUUAACUUCUAGAUGUCAACAAGUCUUUUCUGUGAGUUUUACUAUUCCUAUAAAAUAUUAAUCAAAUCUAUCGAACCUAUUUUAAUCAGUUUUCGAAACAAGAAUUUGUGUAAACACAGGCCAAUACUUAUCGUGCAGGUGGAACUGCACCGAAGUCUAGUUCCAGUAUAAAGUAAGUUUCUAGUGAUAAGGAAAUUAGAAUUACAAUUUAGUUUUUAAGUUUCAUACAAGUGACUAUUGAGUAGCCAUCUUGCUAAAUAGUUAAUUUGAAAGAAUAACAUUUAUUUGUGAACAUGACUUCAAUUCGUUAAAAAUAAACAAAUUGAUAUAAAA
This is a messenger RNA of Pectinophora gossypiella (pink bollworm), 2047 nucleotides long. It is a transcript of the gene Prp19, whose product is annotated as pre-mRNA-processing factor 19. Gene Ontology annotation, molecular function: ubiquitin protein ligase activity; protein binding. Lineage: Eukaryota; Metazoa; Arthropoda; Insecta; Lepidoptera; Gelechiidae. Gene Ontology annotation, biological process: DNA repair; mRNA splicing, via spliceosome; protein ubiquitination. The record is from RefSeq and is a predicted model, not a curated record. Bases 123 to 1622 code for a protein of 499 amino acids. The transcript has 7 exons. Gene Ontology annotation, cellular component: U2-type catalytic step 1 spliceosome; cytoplasm; Prp19 complex.